This is a messenger RNA of Psylliodes chrysocephalus, 603 nucleotides long. The record is from the annotation of a GenBank genome assembly. Lineage: Eukaryota; Metazoa; Arthropoda; Insecta; Coleoptera; Chrysomelidae.
AUGAAAAAUCAAAACUUUUUAAGAAAAAUAUUAAAAUUAAAGAAUGAACUUUUUGGUCAGUUUUCUACUACUAUUACCAAAGAGUCACGGAAAACAGCAUGGAUAAAUGUAAGAGAUUAUGCUGUUUCAAUAGGUCUAAUAGGAAGCGACAAAGAGUUUUGUUAUGUACGCGACGUAACUUGGCCUAACCUAAGGUCCAGAACAAUGACAAAAAUUGACCAAUCAAAUAAAACUGGCGCACAAGGAGGUCCCGAAUCAAAAUUAGAUGACACUGAUAAACUAGUGAUAGAAAUAAUUGGAAAUGAAUCUCCUGUUGUUCAAGGAAUUGGCGUACCCGAUUUAAUGGAAACUGUUUCCGAAGUUAAAGAGAUUACCGAGGACUUUAGUUAUUCUAUGCCCAACGAAAACGAUGAUAAUGGCACCACAAAAAGCAAGUGCUCGCUUCAGCAAAGUUCAUGUAGAGGUAAGAAAAGAGUUAUCGUUCAGCUACCAGAUAAUGCUAAGAAUAUUCAAUCUCUUAAAAUAAAGAAACUUCAGCUUGAGGUUCGGAAGUUGGAACUGGAAGUUAGGGAAAAAGAAUGCUCAUUUUGUUCAUACUAUUAA